Haliotis rufescens (red abalone) is the source of this 2805-nucleotide messenger RNA. Its product is annotated as BTB/POZ domain-containing protein 6-like. The transcript is spliced from 3 exons. Gene Ontology annotation, biological process: neurogenesis. The record is from RefSeq and is a predicted model, not a curated record. Lineage: Eukaryota; Metazoa; Mollusca; Gastropoda; Lepetellida; Haliotidae. The coding region runs from base 40 to 1464 and encodes 474 amino acids. Gene Ontology annotation, cellular component: cytosol. Gene Ontology annotation, molecular function: protein binding.
UGUGUGACUGGCUGAACAAAACGAUACCCGAAGUUAACGAUGAUAACAGAGUUGUGUCCCUUUGAUAUUCAUGCUCACCAUCUGCACUUCAGGCAUCUGAUUCACUUUAUAUUUCCAAGCUUCGCAAUGUCCGGUGAGAGCCGAGAAUCUGGAUAUGUGGACAACUGGCAGUCAGGGAACACUGUCACAGAGUGUAAUCUGCGUAUGCUCGACACGGAAGACUUCUGUGACGUCACUUUCUUGUUGGGGUCAGAGAAACAGGUGGUCCGAGCUCACCGCUACGUUCUUGUCAGUCGCAGCUGUGUCUUCCAUGCAAUGUUCUGUGGCCCCCUGGCGGAGAAAGGGGAGGUAACCAUUCCUGAAAUUGCGGCAGACAUCUUCAAAGAGUUCCUGAGGUAUGUGUACACAGACAAGACUACUAUCAACACUGAAACAGUCACAGGACUGAUGUACACCUCCAGAAAGUAUUCUCUAGAUGCAUUGUACGAUCUGUGUGUAACGUUCCUGGAGACGUCCCUGUCAGAAGACACUGUCUGCCAGAUCCUGGAGGAGUGUCAUGGUUACGGGGAGCUGGACCUGGAACAGAAGGCCCUGACGAUCCUGACUGAAGGAGGGGAGAGUGUCAUCAAAUCUCCAGGAUUUGAAGGUCUUUGUCCUGACUGUCUGGAAAAGUUCCUUAAAUCAAACACUCUGAACCUGAAAGAGACAGACAUAUUUGAAGCAGUCGUGUCGUGGAUAAAGGAGCGGUGCAGGAAGGAAGGUGUGAGUGACACGCCUGAGAACAGACGGAGACUCCUGGGAGAGAUGAGGUAUGAGAUCCGGUUUACCAGCAUCCCCCUGGAGUUCCUGGUGAAAGUUGUAGGCCGAUCUGGUGUGCUGACAAACAGUGAGAGAGUUCAGAUAAUUGACAGAUCUGUUGACUCGACUGUUGAUAUUUCUCCAUUUACAACUGUACAGAGAAUGAAAUCAGGCGUUGCUCAGAUACAAGAGUCCUAUAUUUGCAAACAUGUAAGCAGAUUUCCAAAAAUGCCAGAUCGGCAUUGGUAUUUUCCACGCAGCAGGCAUGCUAUCUCGUUUUCUGUCACUCACAGCAUUCACCUGAAAGGAUGUCAGCUCUUCCGUGAAGAGAGUAAUGAAGACAUCCUACUGAGUAUAUGGGUGUAUGACCAAAAUAACACAGUGGUUGCUGCACCCUUAAGAAACACUUUGAAGUCUCUUCAAAUGAACCAAAAGGUGACUGAUGUCCUAUUUCCCGAGUCUGUACUACUGCAGCCAAGCACAACCUACACUGUGUGUGUGGACCUAUCUCCCGGUAAGUAUUACAACAGUGUUAGAGGAAAGAAGACUGUAACCAGUAAUGGAGUACAGUUCACAUUCUCACACUCCCUACUGGACACUGCAGGAACAUCACCACGCAUUGGAAACAUACCUGGCUUGAUAUUCAGCAUCCCAAAACAGAUGUAGUGUGUGAAUUCAUGGUUAUACUGUCAAUACAUCCACUCACCCAUGGGAUGAGAUAAUGACCGCAACAUUCAGCUAACAUCCUAUGUGCUGUUUGUACAGGAUUUGAUGUGAAUACUUAAUUGGAAUUUCAAUUGGAUGUACAUUUAAACAACACUGACAGCUUGUGCAUUGUAUGUUACGUUCACAUGUAACAUCAUUUCCGUUUCAAACAGACAGACAGUUUAUUCAGUAAGAAGGCCAUAGGCCCACAAUACAGACAAUGGUUGAUUGCAUGAACUACGCAUGCCAAGGAAGUAGUCGAUUUAAGUUUCUCUUAGCCGUUGACUUAGAUUGACUGACUGCCUGUGAAAUAAUGCGAUUUACAUAUCAAAUAAUGAAAUAUUGUACUACACACUGGAGUGUUUUAAUGUUUCGAUUGCAGCUGAACACAUCUUCUUACAUCAAGUGAUGCGUGCAUGUGUAAGCGUUACUGUUAUGAAUGUACAGAAAUGUUGCUCCAAGCUGUGUACAGUGAUUAGCCCCUGCCUACAGAAACAAAUACCUUGUUGGGUUGUGUUUCGCCGUUGUCAGACAUUCUUUAUGUAUAGACUCAAAACACCAGGUACACUUCCAAAUUUCAUUUUAAUCAUCAUAUUUCAUUAAUUAAAUAAAGUUAAGUUAGCGAGAAAAUAAGUCAAUUCUUAACAUUAAGUCCAAAAAUGGCAUAUACUCGGUUCUCUACUAACACGGGUUCGUCUAUUCAAAUAAAUAUAAUGUUAGCCAAAAACAUAAUGGGAAUAAGUCAGGCAGGGCAGGGUAACUACGGCAGUCUGUAAUUUGUUGUCUCCAAUCAAGGACCUUUACAACUUCAACUGUAACGGAUUUGUUUUCUUCUCUCAUGAUCAGUGUACACACACACACGCACGCACGCACACACGCACACACACACACACACGCAUGCACGCACGCACCCCAAACAAAACAAACAAACUGUCGUCAUUGUUCCUGGCGUUGAUAAAAUACUUGGCAAUUUAUGAAGUCAAUGUCUUGCUGAACUAUGUACCAAUCCAGAUAUGCAGAAAAUUAUCAGAUUGUAGAGCUUUCUUUUUGAUAUUGCAUCUUUAAAUUAUUGAUUGUACCUACAGCUCACAUCAAAAGGAGGGACCAUGGUGAUAGAAAGCCAGCUACUCAUUUAUGUGAUUACUACAUCAAUAUUGACAUUAAGUAUUGGACAUUGCACCUGUAAUUCUGUUUGUGUAACCUGAACAUAUUAUUUAAAUCACCUGCGCUAGAAACAUACUUUCCGUCACUACGGAAGCAAGCUACAUUCAUGUGUUAUUCAAUAAAUCUCAAUAAAAACUG